Scleropages formosus (Asian bonytongue) is the source of this 2658-nucleotide messenger RNA. RefSeq names its product UTP25 small subunit processor component (gene utp25). Gene Ontology annotation, cellular component: small-subunit processome; nucleolus. Lineage: Eukaryota; Metazoa; Chordata; Actinopteri; Osteoglossiformes; Osteoglossidae. Bases 48 to 2294 code for a protein of 748 amino acids. The record is from RefSeq and is a predicted model, not a curated record. Gene Ontology annotation, biological process: maturation of SSU-rRNA from tricistronic rRNA transcript (SSU-rRNA, 5.8S rRNA, LSU-rRNA). The transcript is spliced from 12 exons. Gene Ontology annotation, molecular function: rRNA binding; U3 snoRNA binding.
CAGGAGGCGGCGCACGUGCGGUAUGUGUGUGUUUUUCUGCGGGGACGAUGGGGAAGAGACGGCAGAGGGGUAACGUUUUUGCCAACCUCACUAAGAAGCAGAAGAAACAUCUGAAGGAAUUCGGAGAAGAGCAUCCUUUCCACGACAAUGUCCACGAGCGGGAAGAGAGAACGCAGAUUCUCAGUUUGCCGGACAGCCCGGAGCGACGCGAGCCGGAGAGCGACGAGGAGUCGGAGCAUGAGCCGGAGCGUCAGACGGCCUACGAGGAGCUGUUGUCCACUCUGAGACACCCUGAUGAAGGGGAUGAGGAGGAGGAGGAAGAUGAGGAUGAUGGGGAAGAAGAAGAGCGUGAGGAUGGGCCAGAGAGUGGUGAGGAGGUGGAUUCAGAAGGACAGGAGGAGGACAGGGGGGGCAUCAGCGAGGCCCCAGAUGAGUGGGGUGGGGGUGCGGACAAUGCCCCCGAGGAGAACAGCGCUCCAGGCGAAGAGUUUGAGGACAAGGAGCAUGAGUCCCAGUUCAGCCUGGAGACCAACUUCCUUGCGGAGGGGGAUGCAGAGACGGAUGAGAGCAAGAACCCCCAGGAGGAGAGCAGUGACCCUUUUGUUCAACACUUGGGAAACGAACUGAGCGAAGAAGAGGUACGAAAACUCGCAUCAGGCACCAGGACCAGGACUCAGGCCAAGUGGCCGAGACUGGGAACUAUGACGUGCAGCUCGGCCCUGGACAGGUUCGGCGCUGUCGGCUUGGAGUCAAGCGUCAAACCGCUGCUUCUCCACAAGACCUUGGAGGCCAACUGGCCAUUGGUGAACAAGACCUUUGUGGCCCAGGGUUCCUCCCAGGAUGUCAGCCCACUGCAGCGGGAACUGCUGGGCCUCAUGGGAUCUUACCGGGACGUCUACUUCCCUGAGAGCUCGCCCAUGGCUGAGGCACGUGAGGUGCGCAGCGCAUACUGCCUGCACGCCCUCAACCACGUGCUGAAGGCCAACGCUCGCGUCCUGGCCAACAACAGCCACCUUCGUGACCGCAAGCCUGGGGAGGAGCUGGAGGACGAAUGCCGGGACCAGGGGAUGACACGGCCCAAGGUGCUCAUUCUGGUGCCUUUCCGAGACCACGCCUUGCAGGUGGUCCACAUCCUCAUUAGCCUGCUGGAGCCCAAAGGAAAGAAGAUGGACGUCAGCCACAAGAAGAGGUUCAAGGAUGAAUAUGGGGAACAAGCCAGUGACCGACCGCCCAACCUCUCCCGGCCAGACGACUAUCACGCCAUCUUCUCCGGCAACGUUGAUGACCACUUCCGAAUUGGCUUGUCCGUUCUGCGCCGCAGCCUACGCCUCUAUGCCCCGUUCUACUCCUCCGAUAUCAUCAUUGCGUCUCCGUUGGGGCUGCGCACGGUUCUGGGGACAGAGGGCGAGUCCAAGCGUGACUUUGACUUCCUGUCCUCCAUCGAGGUGCUGGUGGUGGACCAUGCUGACGUUUACCUAAUGCAGAACUGGGAGCACGUGCUGACCACGAUAAAGCACCUGAACCUGCAGCCGCUGGGCUCUCAUGGCGUGGACUUCUCCAGGGUGCGCAUGUGGAACCUCAACAACUGGGCGCAGUACUACCGCCAGACGCUGGUGUUCAGCUCCAUCCAGGACCCCCAGAUCAACAACCUCCUCACAAAGCAUUGCUUCAACUACCGGGGACAGGUUUCUGUGAAGAAUUUAUCUAAAGUGGGCUCCAUCUGCCAGGUUGUGGUGCAGUUGCCCCAUGUCUUCCAGAGGCUCAACUCUGAAAGCUUUACAGACCAGGAAUGCAGGUUCCAGUUCUUCGUGGACAAGGUGCUACCCCAGUACAGGGACGCGGUGAUGUCCCACACCCUCAUCUACGUGCCCUCCUACUUCGACUACGUGCGGCUGCGCAACUACCUGCGCAAGGAGGAGGUGAACUUUGCCAGCAUCUGCGAGUACUCGGCCAGGUCGCAGGUGUGCCGCGCCAGGCACUUCUUCCAGAAGGGCGACAGGCAAUUCCUCCUCUUCACUGAGCGCUUCCACUUCUACAAAAGGUACGCGAUCAAGGGGAUCCGCAACCUGAUCUUCUACGCGCUUCCCACCUACGCGCACUUCUUCAGCGAGAUGUGCAACAUGCUGCGUGCGGGCAGCGAUGCCGGGGAUUCUGGCUGGACCUGCACCGUGCUCUACAGCCGCUUCGACUUGCACAGGCUGGCCGCCGUGGCCGGAGCCGAGCGAGCCGCGCAGAUGCUGCGCUCCCAGAAGUCCGUGCACCUGUUCGUCACGGGAGAGGAACACUCCCUCUGAGCACCUGGGGAGGUUGGGCGGGGCUUCCUGUGGGGCAGGGCUACCUGAUCGCACCUGCAGGCUGCAGACUGGUGUGUACUGUUGAGUGGAGGGACUGUUGUUCACAGUGUCUCAGGCUGGUGUGAGGAAAUUAAUGCGUUUGUGUCGUGUCUCAAUAGUGACUGAUCCUCUUCUGCAUCUCGGCACAUAAACGGUAUAAAUGCCUUCAAGUGUUGAUUUGGCUCUAAAGAAGAUGGUCCAGUUUCAUAAAAAAUUUUUUCCAGACAUUCUUAUGCAGGUUGUACAUUGAACAACUGACAGUGUUAGUUCAACCAGGACUUUGUAAACAAUGUUAGGCCUUUUUUGGAAUAAAUUGCACCGUUAC